This is a messenger RNA of Paralichthys olivaceus (Japanese flounder), 1929 nucleotides long. The record is from RefSeq and is a predicted model, not a curated record. Lineage: Eukaryota; Metazoa; Chordata; Actinopteri; Pleuronectiformes; Paralichthyidae.
UCAUCACUGUUGUUCCCUCCUGCAGUUCCACAGAGUGUCCCACCUGCCGGCUCUCCGGUGCUGAUGGUACCUCAGUCCACUCGCACCCCUCCCUCAGACAAGACACGGAGAGCCCCCCCUCCAACACCGCCCAAACCCAGGCGACCAACCUGUAACCCGAACGCCUGCAGAGCGUCGGGCCGCGGUCUGCAGCCGAAAGGCCUGAGGGUGAAAGAAGUGGCAGAUUUUAAAGUUUACACUAAAGGAGGCGGCAGCGGUGAACUCGAGGUCACCGUGAAGGGACCAAACGGCCUGGAGGAGCCGGUGAAGGUCCUGGAGAUGGAGAACGGUGUGUUUGAGUGUAAUUAUUAUCCCAUCGUGACGGGAAAAUACAUCGUCACCAUCACCUGGGGAGGACACAGCAUCCCACGCAGUCCGUUUGAAGUGCAGGUGAGUGAGGAGGCGGGGCCUCAGAAGGUGAGGGCCUGGGGCCCGGGUCUGGAGACCGGAAUGGUCGGGAAGAGUGCGGACUUUGUGGUGGAGGCCAUCGGGACGGAGGUGGGAACGCUGGGUUUCUCCAUCGAGGGCCCGUCUCAAGCUAAGAUCGAGUGUGACGAUAAAGGUGACGGAUCAUGUGACGUUCGUUAUUGGCCAACUGAACCUGGCGACUUUGCCGUCCACGUCAUAUGUGACGACGAGGACAUCAAGGACAGUCCGUUCAUGGCUCACAUCGUUUCUGCUGUCAACGACGUCUUCCCAGAGAAGGUGAAAUGUUACGGUCCUGGUCUGGAGCCUCUCGGCUGCAUCGUCAACAAACCUGCUGAUUUCACCAUCGAUACUCACGGAGCCGGACGAGGAGAACUGAAGCUCUAUGCUCAGGACGCCGAGGGUUUCCCCAUCGACAUACAGAUCACAGACAACGAGGACAGCACCUUCCUCUGUGUUUAUAUUCCCACCAAACCCAUCAAACACACCAUCAUCGUCACCUGGGGCGAAGUCAACGUGCCCAACAGCCCGUUCAGGGUGACGAUCGGUGAAGGCAGCCAUCCGGAGAACGUGAAGGUUUACGGUCCAGGUGUGGAGAAGACGGGACUGAAAGCCAACGAGCCGACGUACUUCACCGUGGACUGCAGCGAGGCUGGACAGGGUGACGUCAGCAUCGGGAUCAAAUGUGCUCCAGGUGUGGUCGGACCUGCCGAGGCCGACAUCGACUUCGACAUCAUCAAGAAUGACAACGACACUUUCACAGUGAAGUACAUGCCCCCGGGUCCCGGACAGUACACCAUCAUGGUUCUGUUCGCUGAUCAGGAAAUACCCAUCAGCCCCUUCAGAAUAAAGGUGGACCCUUCCCAUGAUGCAGCCAAAGUCCGAGCAGAAGGACCUGGACUGAAUAAAACAGGUGUUGAGGUGGGAAAACCAACUCACUUCACUAUUUACACGAAAGGAGCAGGAAAAGCCAAACCUGAGGUUCAUUUCACUGCCGCCACUAAAGGUGAAGCCGUCAGAGACUUUGAGAUCAUCGACAACCACGACUACUCCUACACCGUUCGCUACACGGCCAUCCAGCAGGGAAACAUGUCCGUCACAGUUUGUCACGGAGGAGACCCCAUCCCUAAAAGUCCCUUUAACAUCAGUGUGGCGCCCCCUAUGGAACUGAACAAGGUCAAAGUUCAAGGGCUGAACAACAAGGUGGAUGUUGGGAAAGAUCAGGAGUUCACCAUCAGUACACGAGGAGCUGGAGGUCAGGGAAAACUGGAGGUCAAGAUCACCUCCCCAUCUCGUCGACCAAUCCCCUGCAAGCUAGAGUCUGGCACAGCCAAUGAGCUUCACACGGUGAAAUACAUCCCCCCCGAGGAGGGGCCGUACAGAGUGGAUAUCGGCUAUGACGGAAACCCUGUCCCAGGAAGUCCGUUCACUGUGGAGAGUGUGAUGCCGCCUGACCCGACCAAG